This is a messenger RNA of Gekko japonicus, 776 nucleotides long. It is a transcript of the gene MRPS6, whose product is annotated as mitochondrial ribosomal protein S6. NCBI's taxonomy places the organism in Eukaryota, Metazoa, Chordata, Lepidosauria, Squamata, Gekkonidae. The record is from RefSeq and is a predicted model, not a curated record. Gene Ontology annotation, molecular function: structural constituent of ribosome; small ribosomal subunit rRNA binding. Gene Ontology annotation, cellular component: mitochondrial small ribosomal subunit; ribosome. The coding region runs from base 1 to 381 and encodes 126 amino acids. The transcript has 3 exons. Gene Ontology annotation, biological process: translation.
AUGGAGUAUGCUGAGCCUAUUGCCUAUAUAUUUAUAACCGUCAUUAACAGCAUUAAAGAUCCUGAGGUGGCAGCAACCCUGAAACGCACAGUGGAGGCUUUGUUGGAGAAAGGAGCCGUGGUGAGGAAGUUGGAAAACCUGGGAGAAAGGACCCUGCCGUAUAAAAUCUCAAAGCAUAAUCAACGACACACAAGAGGAGGGUAUUUUUUGAUAGACUUUGUUUCCCCAACAGCAGCUGUUACAGAGAUGCAGGAGCAUUUAGGACGUGACAUUGAUGUAAUCAGGUCUACUGUUUUGAAACAUGAAGUGAUAAAGACUGAAGAAUGUAUGGGUAUAAUCCCAGUCAGCUAUGAAGAGCAACUGGAUAUGAAGAAGAAAUAAAGAGUUCAAAGCCAUUGAGACUGUUUUGCCACCUGAGUCCAGUUGUAAGCACACAUGGCAUAUGCAAAGUCAAUACAUAAUACUGUGACUUGGUACAUAUUGAUAUGCUAUUUCAGCAUAAUAGAGAUGUUGGCUAUUCUGUUGUGAAUUGAGCAAUUGGUUCUUAUUUGAUAUCUAGUGUGAAAACUGAUUGAAAGGAAUGUAUUUUUAAGUUUAACCUGCUGCUUGGAUUUCAACUGACUGAUUGCAACUGACUUAGAAAGGUAUAACUCUGUUUAGGUUUGCAAUGUUAAAUAUGUAUUCAGAACUAAGCCCCACUGAACAAAAGACAAUUAAGUUACAAAACCACUACAAAGUUGAGUAUAAAGACUAGGGCUGCCAAGCCGUGGCGGGGA